UAGUAUGGAGUAGUGCCCAAGAAACGUGUCGACCACGGGAUUGAUUCAUUAACUACCUUAUAAAUAAUCCUAAAUAGCUGUGUCCAAAUGGAUAGCUAGGUCGAUAAGAAGAUUGAAAACAAUGGAAGUUGCUGAUGGUCUGCAUCUGGGUUUGGGUUUGGGUUGUGCAGUAGUAGCAGUGCUGCUGUUGAUUUUCUACCAUGGAUGGAAAUUACUGAACUGGGCAUAUCUUAAGCCAAAGAAGAUCGAAAAGUCGUUGCGGAAACAGGGUCUCCGCGGGACUCCAUACAGACUGUUGUAUGGAGAUUCGAAGGAUAUACUCGCCAGCUUCAAGGAAUCUCAGACUCACCCAAUCAAUCUUAAUGACGACAUCAAGCCUAGGGUUUGGGGAUUCUUCAUGAAAUGCAUUCAGAAAUAUGGGAAGGAUUCGUUCUUCUGGUUUGGGCCGAGGGCUACAGUUUUCAUUUCUGAUCCUGAACUGGUUAAGGAAGCCAUGAACAAGAUGAAUGUGUUUCAGAAGCAGACUAGCUCGAAUCCGCUGGCCAGUUUGCUUGCAAAAGGCAUCGUCACCUAUGAGACAGAUAAAUGGGUCAAACAUAGGAAGCUCAUCAAUCCUGCUUUCCAUCUCCAAAAGUUGAAGCUGAUGACGUCGGCAUUCGUGUCGAGCAGCGAAGAGGUCUUGGAGAAAUGGGAGAAUCUGAGUGACGGAUCCAAAACCUUUGAAUUGGAUGUGUGGCCUCAUAUGCAGAAAAUAACAAGCGACGGCAUUUCAAGAACAGCAUUUGGCAGUAACUAUCAAGAAGGGAGAAGGAUUUUCGAACUACAGAGAGAAUUGGCUGACUACGUCAUUACGGCUUCUCGAUCCAUAUAUAUUCCAGGAAUGAGGUUUCUACCAACCCAAAGGAACAGGAGAAUGAAAGAAAUCGACCGAGAAGUUCAGUUCUUGAUUCGGGGCAUCAUCUCCAAAAGGACUAAGGCAAUGAAAGCCGGGGAGGCAAGUAAUCAAGAUUUGUUGGGCAUACUUUUGGAGUCCAAUUUCAGAGAAAUCGAAAGCCAGGGAGGCAACACAAGUUUUGGAAUGACAAUUGAGGAAGUAAUCGAAGAAUGCAAGCUGUUUUACUUCGCCGGGCAGGAAACCACGUCCACGUUAAUCGUGUGGACGCUAGUUUUCCUUAGUAGAUAUCCACAUUGGCAGAAUCGAGCUCGGGAAGAAGUUCUUCAAGUCUUUGGGAACAAGAAAGCGCCCGACUACGAUGGCACAAAUCAUCUCAAGAUCGUGAACAUGAUCUUUCUCGAGGUCUUGAGGCUUUAUCCGCCGGCCGUGGCUCUUGGGCGAAGGGUGAAUGAAGAAACCAAGUUGGGGAAACUAACACUAGAAGCUGGUGUGCAUAUAAUCAUGCCCUUGAUCGUCUUACAUCAUGACCCCGAAAUAUGGGGAGACGACGCAAUGGAAUUCAACCCUGAGAGGUUCAGCGAAGGAGUGUCGAAAGCGCAGAAGAAUAAUCAAGGUAUAUUCUUCCCAUUCGGAUGGGGGCCUCGAAUAUGCAUCGGGCAGACCUUUGCAAUGGUCGAGGCAAAAGUCGCAUUGGCUAUGAUUUUGCAGCGAUACUCCUUCGAGCUUUCGCCGUCUUAUACGCAUGCUCCUAUCGCCACCUUAAUACUUCAGCCUCAGCAUGGCGCUCACUUGCGGCUACACAAGCUUUAGGCAGCCCAACCCAACCUACCUUCGUGUCUUUAGACACAAAUAUAUUUAUACAUACAUACAUGUAAUAUUUCACCGUUGAGUUGUUGAAUAAAUGAGAAUAACAGAGUAUUUUAUGUUUCUUUGGUUUUGACGGAAAGAUUUAAUUUAGAUUUUGUAUUUUUUUUGAAAAAGGUGCGGAUU
Molecule: messenger RNA, 1885 nt
Organism: Andrographis paniculata
Lineage: Eukaryota; Viridiplantae; Streptophyta; Magnoliopsida; Lamiales; Acanthaceae
Product: cytochrome P450 CYP72A219-like
Exons: 5
Coding region: 122-1705 (527 amino acids)
Molecular function (GO): oxidoreductase activity, acting on paired donors, with incorporation or reduction of molecular oxygen; monooxygenase activity; heme binding
Source: RefSeq, a predicted model, not a curated record